Messenger RNA from Emiliania huxleyi CCMP1516, 828 nucleotides. RefSeq lists its product as hypothetical. Gene Ontology annotation, biological process: rRNA processing. Gene Ontology annotation, cellular component: cytoplasm; preribosome, small subunit precursor; nucleolus. The record is from RefSeq and is a predicted model, not a curated record. Gene Ontology annotation, molecular function: snoRNA binding. Bases 1 to 828 code for a protein of 275 amino acids. Lineage: Eukaryota; Haptophyta; Isochrysidales; Noelaerhabdaceae. The transcript has a single exon.
AUGCCGCAGCUGCCGGACAAGGUGCUGGAGGUGUACCGCGGUGUCGGGCUGCUGCUCAAGACGUACCGCUCGGGCAAGCUGCCAAAGGCCUUCAAGAUAGUGCCGCGGCUGGCCAACUGGGAGGAGGUGCUCUACGUGACCGAGCCGCAUCUCUGGUCGCCGGUGGCGACGCGCGAGGCGACCAAGCUCUUCGCCUCCAACAUGAACGCGCGCAUGGCGCAGCGCUUCUUCAACACGGUGCUGCUGCCGGCGGUGCAGGACGACGUGCGCGAGCACGGCAAGCUCAACUUCCACCUCUACCUCGCGGUCAAGAAGGCGCUGUACAAGCCCGCCGCCUUCUUCAAGGGCAUCCUGCUGCCGCUCGGAGAGGAGGGCGGCUGCGCGCUGCGCGAGGCCCUCAUCGUCUCGUCGGUGCUCGCAAAGGUGUCGGUGCCGAUGCUGCACUCGGCCGUCGCGAUCCUCAAGCUGUCCGAGAUGCCGUACUCGCCCGCGAACGCGCUCUUCCUGCGGACGCUGCUGCUCAAAAAGUACGCGCUGCCGUACCGCGUCGUGGACGCGCUGGUCGCCUACUUCGUCUCCUUCGCGGCCGACUCGUCCGUGCCCACGCUGCUCUGGCAGCAGUGCCUGCUCGCCUUUGCGCAGCACUACAAGACCGAGGUGACCGCCGAGCAGAAGGAGGCGCUGCGCGACCUGCUGCGCGCGCAGCCGCACCCAAAGGUGACGCCCGAGAUCCGGCGCGAGCUCUUCUCCAGCCGCAGCCGCGGCGACCCGUACCUCGCGCCGAUGGCGGCCGACGCCGCCGAUGCUCCGAUGGACUUGCUCGGCUGA